This is a messenger RNA of Annulohypoxylon maeteangense, 1420 nucleotides long. RefSeq lists its product as uncharacterized. The record is from RefSeq and is a predicted model, not a curated record. The transcript is spliced from 2 exons. The coding region runs from base 100 to 990 and encodes 296 amino acids. Lineage: Eukaryota; Fungi; Ascomycota; Sordariomycetes; Xylariales; Hypoxylaceae. Gene Ontology annotation, cellular component: lipid droplet; ascospore wall; prospore membrane.
AGACCAAGCUGGCAACUUACUACAUUCCUUAGAGAUAACAUUGAAGCUCUACGUUGGCAAUCACCUCUUUAAUCCAUCCUUACUUCGAUCUACGAUGAUAUGGACUCCCAAACUCGUCUCCCCCGACCUAUGCGACCGCUUCAGCGGCCUGUAUCCUAUGUCUCACGAGCAUUAACCGCGGCCUCGUAUCCUCUACGGGGCAUCUACUACUUCUUACGUCAUCCGGCAUAUUAUCCUCUAUUCGCCCGUCGAUUGAUUCCGCUCUCCAUCAUGUCGUUCCUAGUAUACGCCAUCCUCUUCACGUUUGCAUUUUUACCUCAAUAUGCCUUCUUAGCUAUAUUUCACGGCUGGGGCGCGUGGAUCAACGCGGUGGUGCUAAUUCUAGGCGAGGGUCUCGUCAUUAUUCAAGGUUUAUUCGAGGGCUUCUUUGUCGACGAAUGCCGCGUAGAUGUUUUCGAUGCGACACUUUUGGAUAAUGGCCUCGAUAACCUCAUCGCGCCGCACCGACUCCUAUUCCCAGAUGCGGCGAACUCUGUCAAGAAGCUCGGCAAACCGACUAGCGCUGCUGUCUACCAACCGUGGAGCUUGGUUCAGAUCGUCGAAUUGAUCGUAUUUUUGCCCCUCAACCUUAUACCAUACGUUGGGACCCCGGCCUUCAUCAUAAUCACCGGUGCCCGAUUGGGAACAUUUGCACACUACAGGUGGUUUGAUCUACGAGGCUUGACGAAGAAGGAACGAAAAAAUGAGAUUAGAAGCAGGAUGUGGGAUUACACGUGGUUUGGCACCAUAGCAAUGCUGCUCGAGCUCGUUCCCAUACUAUCUCUCUUCUUCCUUUUGACUUCAACAUCAGGCGCAGCGUUAUGGACGGUUAAGCUUGAGAAGCAGACGAAAGCCCCAUCUAUUCCUGCUGUUCCUGCUGCGUCCACGGCGAAUUCUCAGGAACAUGACCCUGAUGAGCCUCCACCACCAUACGUGGAUAAUCCGGUAUGAUUAUGUAAUACCAGAUUGGGUUGAUUAUUGAUGAGUUACGUAAUCAGGUUUGAUUUUUGAUAGUUUGGUUCGGGUCAGAGAAUGCCAGGUGUUGUGUCAGACAAGCGAUGGUAGAAACAACCGAUUUAGUGAUCGGCUGUCUGUGUAAUUGCAAUUGUUGAUCCCAAAGAGUUGCAUUGAUGAUGCUAAACAUUGAUCUAGCUACGCUUUACAUAGGUACCUAGUUGGUAGGAAUGACUCCUCGUCUAGCUUAUCUUUUGGAAGUGUCUAUAUCUGUUUGAAGAGCUAACUCUAUUAUGAGCAUUGAUAUGUGAGGUAUGAAAUCCAUCCCAAGCAGCAUUGUCUUUAGGAGAACCGAUAUGGUGAUUCAAUCAAGGCUCAUAACUACCUAUCUACCUAGGUCAAUAGCAAUCGAUCAGCUAACCUAGCA